Molecule: messenger RNA, 3226 nt
Organism: Mirounga angustirostris (Northern elephant seal)
Lineage: Eukaryota; Metazoa; Chordata; Mammalia; Carnivora; Phocidae
Product: receptor tyrosine-protein kinase erbB-4
Exons: 20
Coding region: 704-3226 (840 amino acids)
Biological process (GO): neurogenesis; positive regulation of cell population proliferation; positive regulation of kinase activity
Cellular component (GO): signaling receptor complex; basal plasma membrane; plasma membrane
Molecular function (GO): transmembrane receptor protein tyrosine kinase activity; ATP binding; epidermal growth factor receptor binding
Source: RefSeq, a predicted model, not a curated record
GGUUGUUUUAUCCGCCCCCCUCCACCUUUUUUUUUUCCCCCCUCCCGGAGUCUUAUUAAUUUCUCUGUGGGGCUGCAGCUGGAGACCGCGGAGCGUUGGAAAUGACGCUCGGAGCUUUAAUUACCGCAGCCGCCGGACAAGUGUGAGGGAAGCUGACAGGAAAAAGGACAGGAUCGGGGGAGAAGCGAGAAGCUUCCCCCCACUCCCCCCGUCCUCCUAUUCCCUCCCAAUUUGGACUGGAGGCGCAAGGAAACUGAAAAGGGAGCCGAACAUAGCCCGGCUAGGGGGAGAGGCCGGAAACCUACCGCCUCUUUGCAAUCAACUUUUUUUGGAAACCUUUUUCCCCCUUCCUUUUUGUUGUUGACCAACCAGUGAGAGAAAGUGAGGAGGGAGCGAGAAAGCAAAGGCUCACACAGGGAAAUAGCUGCGGAGUCCGGCCCGGAGAACCGGGCGCACACACUCGAGCACACUCCCACACGCGCACACACGCGCGCACACUCACCCCCUCCGCCGGUCCCCGGCCCUGGACCCGCGGGCGCUGACUCGGUCGCCGGUGCCUGGAGCGGGUGCGCCGCGCACGUCGCGCGCCAGUUCCCCUCGCGCCCCCCAGCGCGCCUGGCUGAGGAAUCUCCUCCGCGUGCCCGAAAGGGGAUAUGCCAUUUGGACAUGUAAUUGUCAGCACGGGAUCUGAGACUUUCAAAAAAUGAAGCUGGCGACAGGACUGUGGGUCUGGGUGAGCCUUCUCCUGGCAGCGGGGACCGUCCAGCCCAACGCUUCUCAGUCAGUGUGUGCAGGAACAGAGAACAAGCUGAGCUCUCUCUCUGACCUGGAGCAACAGUAUCGAGCCUUGCGCAAAUACUAUGAGAACUGUGAGGUAGUCAUGGGCAACCUGGAGAUAACCAGCAUCGAGCACAACCGGGACCUCUCCUUUCUGCGGUCUGUUCGAGAAGUCACAGGUUACGUGUUAGUAGCUCUUAAUCAGUUUCGCUACCUGCCUCUGGAGAAUUUACGCAUUAUCCGUGGGACAAAACUUUAUGAGGAUCGAUAUGCCUUGGCAGUAUUUUUAAACUACAGAAAAGAUGGGAACUUCGGACUUCAGGAACUUGGACUGAAGAACUUGACAGAAAUCCUUAAUGGUGGAGUGUAUGUAGACCAGAACAAAUUUCUUUGUUACACAGACACAAUUCACUGGCAAGAUAUUGUUCGGAAUCCAUGGCCUUCCAACUUGACUCUGGUAUCAACAAAUGGUAGCUCAGGAUGUGGACGUUGUCAUAAGUCCUGUACUGGCCGAUGCUGGGGACCCACAGAAAAUCAUUGCCAGACCUUGACAAGGACGGUGUGUGCAGAACAGUGUGAUGGCAGGUGCUAUGGGCCCUAUGUCAGUGACUGUUGUCAUAGAGAAUGUGCUGGGGGCUGCUCAGGACCGAAGGACACAGACUGCUUUGCCUGCAUGAAUUUCAAUGACAGCGGAGCAUGUGUUACUCAGUGUCCCCAGACUUUUGUCUACAAUCCGACCACCUUUCAACUGGAGCAUAACUUCAAUGCAAAGUAUACAUAUGGAGCAUUUUGUGUCAAGAAAUGCCCACAUAACUUUGUGGUGGAUUCCAGUUCUUGUGUGCGUGCCUGCCCUAGUUCCAAGAUGGAAGUAGAAGAAAAUGGGAUUAAAAUGUGUAAACCUUGCACGGAUAUUUGCCCAAAAGCUUGUGACGGUAUUGGCACAGGAUCACUGAUGUCAGCUCAGACUGUGGAUUCCAGUAACAUUGACAAAUUCAUAAACUGCACCAAAAUCAAUGGGAAUUUGAUCUUCCUUGUCACCGGUAUUCAUGGGGACCCUUACAAUGCAAUUGAAGCCAUAGACCCAGAGAAACUGAAUGUCUUCCGGACAGUUCGAGAGAUAACAGGUUUCUUGAACAUACAGUCAUGGCCCCCCAACAUGACCGACUUCAGUGUUUUUUCUAACCUGGUGACCAUCGGUGGAAGAGUACUCUAUAGUGGCCUCUCCUUGCUUAUCCUUAAGCAACAGGGCAUCACUUCUCUACAAUUCCAAUCUCUGAAGGAAAUCAGUGCAGGAAACAUCUAUAUUACUGACAACAGCAACCUCUGUUAUUAUCAUACCAUUAAUUGGACAACACUCUUCAGCACUAUCAACCAAAGAAUAGUGAUCCGGGACAAUAGGAAAGCUGAAAACUGUACUGCUGAAGGAAUGGUGUGCAACCACCUGUGUUCAAGCAAUGGCUGUUGGGGACCGGGCCCCGAACAGUGCUUGUCCUGCCGUCGCUUCAGCAGAGGAAGGAGCUGCAUCGAGUCGUGCAACCUCUAUGAUGGUGAAUUUCGAGAGUUUGAGAAUGGCUCCAUCUGUGUGGAGUGUGACCCCCAGUGUGAGAAGAUGGAAGACGGCAUCCUCACCUGCCAUGGACCGGGACCUGACAACUGCACAAAGUGCUCCCAUUUUAAGGAUGGCCCGAACUGUGUGGAAAAAUGUCCAGACGGCUUACAGGGGGCAAACAGUUUCAUUUUCAAGUAUGCUGAUCAGGAUCGGGAGUGCCACCCAUGCCAUCCAAACUGCACCCAAGGAACUCCCCUAAUUGCAGCGGGAGUCAUCGGCGGGCUCUUCAUCCUGGUCAUCAUGGGUCUAACAUUUGCAGUUUAUGUUAGAAGAAAGAGCAUCAAAAAGAAAAGAGCCUUAAGAAGAUUUCUGGAAACAGAGUUGGUAGAACCCUUAACUCCCAGUGGUACGGCACCCAAUCAAGCUCAACUUCGUAUUUUGAAAGAAACUGAGCUCAAAAGAGUGAAAGUACUUGGCUCGGGUGCUUUUGGAACAGUUUAUAAGGGUAUUUGGGUACCUGAAGGAGAAACAGUAAAGAUUCCUGUGGCUAUUAAGAUUCUUAAUGAAACAACUGGUCCCAAAGCCAAUGUGGAGUUCAUGGAUGAAGCUUUGAUCAUGGCAAGUAUGGACCAUCCACACUUAGUCCGGUUAUUGGGUGUGUGUCUGAGCCCAACCAUUCAGCUGGUUACACAGCUUAUGCCCCAUGGCUGCCUGUUGGAUUAUGUCCAUGAACACAAGGAUAACAUUGGAUCCCAGCUUCUGCUUAACUGGUGUGUCCAGAUAGCUAAGGAGGACGAUAUAAAAGGGGUAGUAAGGGAUAAGAGAGACUCUCGAAUGUACCAGAUGAAAAUGAAGUUUAUUGAUGCAGUUUCUAAAGCACAGGUCCCAGAAUUGCAAUGA